ACACGGUGGAGCAGCGCGAAAAGAAGAAAACCCCACCAUUUCCUCUUGACUUAGCCGUCGCUACCUUGCAGAAAAUUCCAGCAAUGGGUUACGUGCAGGAAGCUCGUGAAAAUCACGUCAAAAAGAAAGUUGAAGAAGCUUUGAGGAGCAAGAUGAAGCAAAAGGCACUAAAAGAAUGUGAUCAGUACACUUCGAAAUAUGCGCAAUGUGCUGCUGGGAAGACUAUUUCUGUUGUAUGGCAAUGUCGUAAGCAAGCUAAAGAAUUGAACAAUUGUCUUCAUCAAUUCACCAACGAUGUUGUGUUGGAAGAAAUGAAGAAAGAAUACAUGCUUCAGGAAAAUCAGAAAGGAACUUCAAGAGUCUAAGCUCAUUUCCGUUUCCAGUGCUGGGCUACAGAGCCUUGUAAACAAGUAUUCAACGUACAACUUAUUUGUUUUAAUCCAUAUCGUUGCCCUGGAACUUAUAUUUUCUGCAUUGGUUAAAUGGUGGACCUAUAUGGAAUUGCAGUUUGAGAUUUUGGGAUAUCUAAAGCAAAUGUUGUUUGUUAAGAGUAAAUUAAGUUAUGCAA
Molecule: messenger RNA, 568 nt
Organism: Hibiscus syriacus
Lineage: Eukaryota; Viridiplantae; Streptophyta; Magnoliopsida; Malvales; Malvaceae
Exons: 3
Coding region: 84-365 (93 amino acids)
Cellular component (GO): mitochondrion
Source: RefSeq, a predicted model, not a curated record